UCGCCCAUUUCCAGAAAUGUUACGCAGAGUUUAAGGAAACCCGAAGCGGGACAUGCUCGUGCUUGCCUUGUGGGUCCAUUCUUCUACCCACGGGACAACUGUGCAAUAAUGCCGCGUGAAUUCAUAUCCCUUGCUCUGCUCUGUCGACCCCACUCUAUCCCUGCCCACCGCCCUUUUCACUCACUCACCUAACAGCUCUUCCUGUCCCUUUCCGCCUGCGCAUUUUCGCGGGUUCAAGACUCAGAAAGUUGUCAUUUUUGUCAUCUCUCUCGCUGGUUCAGCUCCUGGGUGUUUCUCUUUCUUCUUGUUUGGUUCUUUGUCAGUAAUGGCGAUGGAAGAUGAGGGGUGGGUUCUGGUUUCGAAGCCGAAGGAGAAAGAUCACUGGAGCCCGAGUGGGUUCUCGGUGGGUUCGGAUGCAGAGGAUUCCGGGCCCUUGAAGAUAACCUCGGGCGAGCCCGCGACGCACUGGACCGAUGCUUUUCCUAUCGGGAAUGGACGGCUCGGAGCCAUGAUCUGGGGCGGCGUCGCCUCGGAGACUCUCCAGCUCAAUGAGGACACGCUCUGGACUGGAGUUCCCGGCAACUAUGCUGAUCCCAAUGCUCCUGUGGCACUAUCCGAAGUCAGAAAGCUUGUUGAUGAGGGCCAAUAUGCUGAGGCAACUGCAGCAGCAGUGAAGUUGUCAGAUCAUCCUUCUGAUGUCUACCAACUUCUCGGGGACAUUAAGCUUGACUUUGACGAUUCCCAUCGUUCAUAUGCAGAAGAGACAUACCACAGAGAGCUAGAUCUGGACACUGCUACGGUUACUGUAAAGUAUUCGGUCAAUGAUGUGGAAUUCACAAGGGAAUAUUUUGCUUCUUGUCCUGAUCAAGUUGUGGUAAUGAAGGUUUCUGCAAACAAGCCAGGAUGUGUCUCGUUUACAGUUUCUCUUGAUAGCAAGUUACAUCAUCAUACAUAUGUAGAUGGAAAAGAUGAAAUAGUAAUGCAAGGAAAUUGCCCUGGUAAAAGGCCUGCUCCAAAAGUGAAUGCAAAUGAUAACCCUGAGGGAAUUCAAUUUGCUGCAGUUCUUCAUCUGCUGAUUAGUGAUGGCCAGGGGACAAUAAGUGUUCUGGACGACAAAAGGUUGGUGGUUAAGGGUUCAGAUUGGGCUGUCCUGCUUCUGGUUGCUUCAUCUUCAUUUAACGAUCCAUUCACAAAGCCCUCAGAUUCUCCCAGAGAUCCUACUUCUGAGUCCAUUAGAUUUAUGGAAUCAAUAAGGAACUUGUCAUAUUCUGAUCUUCUCUUGCGCCAUCUAAAUGACUACCAGAGUCUUUUCCAUCGAGCUUCUUUGCAACUUUCAAAGAGUGCUCAAACUGCCUCGAAGGACAAGUCUCUUGAAAUAAACAGAGUCCUGUCUUCCACAUCUGUUUCCUCGAUCAAGGACAAAAGUGCUACCAUUUCUACUGCAGAGAGAGUGAAAUCUUUUCAGACAGACGAAGAUCCUUCUUUGGUUGAACUUCUGUUUCAAUAUGGUCGAUACUUGCUUAUUUCUAGCUCACGGCCAGGAACCCAAGUGACAAACUUGCAGGGUAUUUGGAAUAAAGAUAUCGAGCCAGCAUGGGAUGCUGCUCCUCACUUGAACAUUAAUCUCCAAAUGAACUAUUGGCCUUCACUUUCUUGCAAUCUCGAGGAAUGUCAGGAGCCCUUAUUUGAUUUCAUUUCUUCACUAUCGGUCAAUGGAAGUAAAACAGCUAAGGUUAAUUACGAGGCAAGUGGUUGGGUUGCACAUCAAGUGUCUGACAUAUGGGCAAAAACAUCACCCGAUCGAGGUGAAGCAGUUUGGGCUCUAUGGCCUAUGGGUGGAGCAUGGCUUUGUACACAUUUGUGGGAGCAUUACGCCUAUACCAUGGACAAAGAUUUUCUGAAAAAUAAGGCAUACCCUUUGUUGGAAGGAUGUACAUCAUUUCUGUUGGACUGGUUGAUUGAAGGUCGGGGGGGUUUCUUGGAAACCAACCCCUCAACUUCUCCAGAGCACAUGUUUACUGCUCCAGAUGGCAAACCUGCUAGCGUGAGCUACUCAACAACUAUGGACAUGGCCAUCAUUAAAGAAGUGUUUCCGGCAAUUGUUGCUGCUGCCAAGAUAUUGGGAAAGAAUGACGAUGCCCUAAUUCUGAAAGUCCAAGAGGCUCAAAAAGGGCUUCCACCAACAAAAAUUGCAAGAGAUGGUUCCAUCAUGGAAUGGGCGGAGGAUUUUGAAGAUCCUGAUGUCCAUCACAGACACGUGUCGCAUCUUUUCGGUCUAUUUCCAGGACACACGAUAAGUGUUGAGGAAACUCCAGACCUUUGCAGAGCCGCAGAUUAUACCCUCUAUAAAAGAGGGGAGGAGGGCCCGGGAUGGUCAACUACGUGGAAAAUUGCUCUCUGGGCACGUCUCCAUAAUAGUGAGCAUGCAUAUAGGAUGGUGAAGCACUUGUUCAACUUGGUUGAUCCAGAUCAUGAAGGCAGCUUUGAAGGAGGACUAUAUAGCAAUUUGUUCACAGCACACCCUCCAUUUCAAAUUGAUGCAAAUUUUGGCUUUUCCGCUGCAGUUGCAGAGAUGCUUGUCCAGAGCACCAUGAAGGACCUGUACUUGCUUCCCGCUCUUCCCCGGGAUAAGUGGCCCAACGGUUGUGUGAAAGGAUUGAAGGCGAGAGGUAGAGUUACGGUCAACAUAUGCUGGAAAGAAGAAGAGAUGCACGAAGUAGGUCUUUGGUCAGAAGAUUACAAUGCUUUUAGGCAAUUACACUAUAGAGGAGCUACCGUCAAGGCAAAGUUAUCGCCGGGCAAAGUCUACACAUUCAACAAGCUACUAAAAUGCACGAGGAUGAACUCUCUAUAAGGAACUGACCCUUUUCAGUGGAAGAGAGCAUCAAAAUUCAUCUCCGGAUCAGUGUAAAAGCAGCUCGAGUUGUAGAAUUUCUUUGUUGAUUGCGGUCCAUCUCUUUUCCUUCGUGGCAGUUUUGAGCUUCCACUACAGUAGACUCUGCCUUGGCAUGUCAGUACCAUUCUUUUAGUGUACCAAAUGAGGAACAAAAAUCCCAGAUAAAAUGGGCAUUGUCGGAUCA
Molecule: messenger RNA, 3080 nt
Organism: Syzygium oleosum
Lineage: Eukaryota; Viridiplantae; Streptophyta; Magnoliopsida; Myrtales; Myrtaceae
Product: alpha-L-fucosidase 2
Exons: 10
Coding region: 326-2854 (842 amino acids)
Biological process (GO): carbohydrate metabolic process
Molecular function (GO): alpha-L-fucosidase activity
Source: RefSeq, a predicted model, not a curated record